AUGCAUUUCACUCUAGCCCAUGCUGCGUCCGUCCUGGCCUUCUGCUCUGCUGCUUCGGCUGCUCCCGCCAUUGAGUCCAACACAUACGCUGCCGCAAGUGCAACUUCUACUGCCGCCGCUGCUCCUACCGCCAAUCUCGCGGCGCUCGGUCUCAGCAAAACCGCCCAAAUCUUCCUGUCGGACACCCGCGUGGACGCUAUCAACAACGUCCUCACCAAGAACGAGGACUUCGUCUUCAAAUUUCUCGACAAGGCAACAGGCGGCCCCGGUGAAGGCGGCGAGAUCAUUGCUGCCAACCGAAAGACGUUUCCCGCCCUGACCGGGACCGGGAUCGGUGCGGCUUUGGGCAAGCUUGGCCCUUGUGGCUUCAACACUCCCCACGUUCACCCUCGAGCUACCGAAUUGCUUUUCCAGAUCGAAGGCAAAGUUGUCUCGUCCAUGUUUCCCGAGAAUGCGGUGAACAAGGCCGAUGGCACGCCUCGCGAGAUCCUGAACACCAUCAACCCGUUCGAGUCCACUGUCUAUUUCCAGGGCUCGGUGCACUCCCAGUUCAACCCGGAUUGCACCAACUCCACCUUCUUUGCUGCCCAGUCGGCGGAGGACUUUGGCACCGGUCAGGUGGCCCAGGAGCUCUUUGGUACUUCUGACGCCGCUGUUGCUGCUGUCUUUGGCAAUGUCAUCGACGGUGCUGAUGUUGACAAGCUCCGUGGCUCUAUCUCUGUGAAUGUCGCUCUCGGUGUCGAGGAGUGCCUCAAGAAGUGUGGUAUUCCCAAGAGAAAGUGA
This is a messenger RNA of Pseudomassariella vexata, 783 nucleotides long. RefSeq names its product RmlC-like cupin domain-containing protein. NCBI's taxonomy places the organism in Eukaryota, Fungi, Ascomycota, Sordariomycetes, Amphisphaeriales, Pseudomassariaceae. The transcript has 2 exons. Gene Ontology annotation, cellular component: cell wall. Gene Ontology annotation, molecular function: manganese ion binding. The record is from RefSeq and is a predicted model, not a curated record. The coding region runs from base 1 to 783 and encodes 260 amino acids.